Messenger RNA from Benincasa hispida (wax gourd), 1710 nucleotides. The record is from RefSeq and is a predicted model, not a curated record. Lineage: Eukaryota; Viridiplantae; Streptophyta; Magnoliopsida; Cucurbitales; Cucurbitaceae.
AAAGAGAGAAUGUAAAAAAGAAAAAGAAAAAGAAAAAAGAACAACGGGAGAAAAAGAAAGAAAAAGUUAGAAGAUAAGGCAAGAGACUUGUCUGUUCCCGAAUCUCAGCCGCUCCUUUUUUUUUUUCUUUUUUCUUUUUUUCUCCCUCACUGAAAUAUAAACCUCUCCAUAAUUUUUUCCUCCACCGCCGUCCAUUUCUCCGGCCCGCCGCCGCCCGUUUUAACCUCGAACACCUUCUCCAGCAACUCAAAGCUUCGAAAGAUCUCCUUCCUCUAUGGACUCCGUCGGAAUCCCCGAUUCCUCUCCGCCGUUCAAUUCCUUCUUCAAAGACUGUUCUCAAGAAAUUUGCUCAGCUUUCUGUCCACAGUGGUGCGCCUUCACGUUCCCGCCGCCGCCGCCUCUCUUCGGCCUUGACGACAGCGACGAUUCCGGUACGUUCUUCUCACCUCUUAUAGUCGCAGUGAUCGGGAUCUUAGCUAGCGCGUUUGUUUUAGUCACUUACUACGCGAUCGUUUCGAAAUACUGCCGGCGGAGAGUCGACGAUAGUGGCGGAGCUGGACCGGGAGAGGAUUUUGAGGCGGAUCGAGUGGUUAACGAUACGCGGCAGUCCAGUGCGGGACCGGGAUUGGAUGAGGCACUGAUCAAAUCAAUCUCGAUUUACAAGUUCAAGAAGGGCGAAGGAUUGAUCGAAGGAAGCGAUUGCUCUGUUUGUUUGAGUGAAUUUCAAGAAAACGAGAGUUUGCGAUUGUUGCCUAAAUGUAAUCACGCUUUUCAUCUCACUUGUAUUGAUACUUGGUUGAAAUCUAGUUCGAGUUGUCCUCUCUGUCGCUGCAAUAUCGCAUCGACGAAUCCUCCGCCGCCGUCCGUGACGGCGCUAGGUUACCGCCAUAGUAGCGACGCGGUCGUUGUCGUCGUUCAAGAUUUGUCCGAAAACGUAAGCCAGGAGGCCGUCGUGGUCGAAAUCGUAACCGAUUCAACACAUCCAGAUCAAGAAAGUCCAAAUCGAAAUCCACAUCCGCAGAUUUCCGAUCAAGGAAACGGAAGAACAGAGGGAAGAGGAGAAGAAUCUGUCGGUUCGAUUAGGACAGUUUCAGAGGAUCAUCAGUCGUCUCCAUAUCCAAAUCGAAAUCUCUCUGUUGCAGAUAUACUGAGUAUCAACCACGAAGAAGACGACGAGGUUGAAGCUAUGGAUUCGCCAAUGGCGGCGGCCGGUAGUGGUCCAUCAAACGGCAACGGGAAAGAAACGGAAAAAUCCAGAAACAGAAACGGCGGCGUUUUGAAUUCCGCUGUGAGAAUGUCGAUUUCAUCUGGAAUUUUUUCUUUCGCAAGGUAUGCAAAAGGGAAGAGUUCGAAUUCACCAAUUUGACGUCAAAAAAAAAAAUCAAAAAAUCAAAAAAUCAAAAAAUCAAAAACAAAAAUCAUUUGGCGAAGAUCAAUGAAGAAACAUUUUUUCUUUUUUUCUUUUUUUUUCAAAGUCAAGAUUGUCGGUUUGGACGGUUCUGAUUGAGCCUAUCUGGCAAUUUUCGAAACUUAAUAGUUAAAUCUUAAUGAUAAUAGAGUACUAAAGUUAAAGGCUAUUGUAAUUAAAGGCCUUUAAUCCUCCUAUAGAUAUGAAAAUUGAUCUCUCCAAUUAUACUAAUUGGAUUUGUGUUUUACCAAUUUUGUUUUGAGUUUAUAGUUAAAAGUGUGUAUUAUUAUUGAAGUGAGGAA